CGUGUUGCAUCAGGGCAGAGAUUAGUAGUAGCAGGGGAAGUUAAGGGUGAAGGGUGAAAUAAAUAGUAUCGAUAUCUUCAGGAUUCUAAACAAGGGAGUGAUUGGGUUAUACAUAUUUUUUUAUCUUAUCGCGCGCUGGAUUUCUUAGGAACCGGUUUAUAUAUUUUCAAGCAAUAAGCAUGGAUUACCUGGCUGACGUACCGUCUCAGCAAAAGCGUCUUCGGGAUGAGGUUGGCGUUCAUUGUCAAAAGCUGUUUAUGGAUUUUCUUGAAGAAUUUAAGGAAGAUGGUGAAAUCAAACAUCUUGAAGCACUCAAAGAUCUGGGUUGUCCAGAGCGCAGUACACUUGAAGUAUCGUUUGAGGAUGUCGAGAAAUACAAUCAAACCUUGUCCACUACCAUUAUUGAGGAGUAUUAUAGAGUUUACCCUUACCUCUGUCAAGCUGUAUCCAAUUUGGCUAAGGAUCGAGGUGGUUUGAUGAAAGAAAAGAUAUGCUAUGUUAGUUUAGUGGAUGUGCCAACUAGACAUAAGCUUAGAGAGCUAACCACAUCCAAAAUUGGGACUUUGGUUCGUAUUUCAGGACAAGUGGUACGAACGCACCCUUUUCAUCCCGAAUUGGUACUUGGCUCGUUUUUGUGUAUGGACUGUAAUAUUGUCAUUAAAAAUGUUGAACAACAGUUCAAGUUUACGAAUCCUACAAUUUGUUCUAAUCCUGCAUGCAGUAAUAGAAGAAGAUUUCUUUUAAAUACUGAUAAAUCUGAAUUUGUUGAUUUUCAAAAGAUUCGAAUCCAAGAGCCACAAGAAGAGUUACCUCGUGGGAGUAUACCCAGAUCUCUUGAAAUCAUUUUAAGAGCUGAAAAUGUUGAGACUGUACAGGCUGGUGACAGAUACGAUUUUACUGGAACUUUGAUUGUUGUACCUGAUGUUGGGGCUUUAGCUAUGCCCGGUGUCAAAGCAGAACUUGGCUCUAGACAUAAAAAAGGCGAACAGACUGAAGGUAUAAGGGGUCUCAAAUCUCUUGGUGUUCGAGAUCUUAAUUACAAAAUGGCUUUCCUUUGCUGCAGUGUUGCACCCACGAGUUUGCGCUUCGGUGGAAUGAGCUUAGAUAUUGGUCUUGAUGAAUUAUCUCCAGAGUUGAUGAAGAAGCAGAUGACUAAUGAAGAAUGGAACAAAAUUUACUUGAUGAGCAAAGAUAAGAACCUCUAUCAAAACUUAGUAUCAAGUCUGUUUCCUUCGAUUCAUGGCAAUGAGGAAGUAAAAAAGGGAGUGGUGCUUAUGCUUUUUGGUGGAGUAUCAAAGACCACAACCGAGGGUACAGCAUUGCGUGGUGAUAUAAAUGUCUGUAUUGUUGGCGAUCCAAGCACGGCAAAAUCUCAAUUGCUUAAGCAAGUUGCAGAAAUAUCUCCUAGAGCUGUUUACACUUCUGGAAAAGCCUCGAGCUCUGCUGGAUUGACCGCAGCUGUUGUUAGAGACGAGGAAUCAGGAGAUUUUGUCAUUGAAGCUGGAGCUCUCAUGUUAGCUGAUAAUGGAAUUUGCUGCAUUGACGAAUUUGAUAAAAUGGAUCUCAAAGAUCAAGUUGCUGUCCAUGAAGCCAUGGAGCAGCAAACUAUUUCGAUAGCAAAAGCUGGUGUAAGAGCAACACUAAAUGCGCGUACUUCUAUUCUCGCAGCUGCGAAUCCCAUUGGUGGACGCUAUGAUAGAGCUAGAUCUUUACAACAAAAUGUCAUGCUGACGGCACCAAUAAUGUCAAGAUUUGAUUUGUUCUUUAUUUUAAUUGAUGAAUGCAAUGAAAUUAUUGAUAAUGCAAUUGCUAAGAAAAUUGUUGAUCUUCACUGCAAUAAUACAAUUACCAUUGAAACGGUUUACUCUCGAGCUGAAAUAUUACGAUACAUAAACUUUGCCAAACAUUUUAAGCCAAUUGUCAAUGCAACUGCUGGGAAAUUAUUAAUUACAACUUAUACUGAUUUACGGCAAAGAGAAAGCCAAAAUGGUAAAAAAUCAACUUGGCGGGUGACUGUAAGACAACUGGAAAGCUUGGUUCGCUUAUCAGAAGCACUAGCAAAAAUCGAGUGUCAGGAUGAAGUAAUGGAAAAGCAUGUAAAGGAGGCACGCCGUUUGUUAAGCAAAAGUAUUGUUCGCGUAGAACGACCAGACAUUGAUCUUGAGGAGAACACGCAUAACCAUGGAGAAAGUAGUGGGUUCCCGCAAAUAGUAGAUGAUUCAAGCAAGCUAGAUAGUGACAUUCGUAUUACAGAUUCUGCAAAACUGAACAAUCCUGAAAAUCAUUUACUGUCAAAAAAAAAGCUGACGAUGUCUUAUGAAGAAUACAAAAACCUAACCAACUUAAUGGUACAUUACAUAAGAAGUGAAGAAAGUCGCAUCGAAAUAGAAGAUGAAGCUAAAGAUGGUGUGAAGAAGUCUGAAGUUGUUGCCUGGUAUCUCGAUAAAAUUCAAGACGAGAUCGAUUCUGAAGAAGAACUAUUAGAACGAAAAUCUUUAAUAGAGAAAAUCAUCUUAAGACUUGUAUAUCAUGAUGAAAUUCUUAUAGAAUUAAGAGAUGAAAAAAUAAAGGAAAAUGAAGAUCAGGAUCCACUAUUAAUUGUUCAUCCAAAUUAUGUUGUGGAGUAAAUUCUUUAUUUUUGUGAUUUAUAACUGAAAAAGUAAAAUUUGGACUAUGACUUUAGACUUAAAGUGUAAUACAUACAAACAUUAUUUAUUCUGAAAUGCUUCAGCUCAAUAAAGGCAGAAACAAUUUA
This is a messenger RNA of Copidosoma floridanum, 2755 nucleotides long. It is a transcript of the gene Mcm6, whose product is annotated as minichromosome maintenance 6. Gene Ontology annotation, cellular component: nucleus; MCM complex. NCBI's taxonomy places the organism in Eukaryota, Metazoa, Arthropoda, Insecta, Hymenoptera, Encyrtidae. The record is from RefSeq and is a predicted model, not a curated record. Gene Ontology annotation, molecular function: single-stranded DNA binding; single-stranded 3'-5' DNA helicase activity; ATP binding. Gene Ontology annotation, biological process: double-strand break repair via break-induced replication; mitotic DNA replication; DNA replication initiation.